Messenger RNA from Paramuricea clavata, 3519 nucleotides. Lineage: Eukaryota; Metazoa; Cnidaria; Anthozoa; Malacalcyonacea; Plexauridae. The record is from the annotation of a GenBank genome assembly.
AUGAUAAAAAUCAGCCGAUCCAACUACAUUUCCUCUCUCUGCACAAACAUCCAAACCAAUUCCAAACGUUUCUGGUCACUAUUUGAACUAAAAGGCGCAACACGUUCUGUCCCGGAAAAAAUUUCAAUAAAAACAAGUGUCAACAAUGUUCGUGAAUAUACCGAGAAUCCUAGGGACAUCGCAACACUUUUCAACCGCUACUUUGUAUCAAUCUUCUCGAGUGAUCCUAUCAAUAUUGUUAAUCAACAAUCUAUAUCCGAAACCACUGACACUAUUUUUAAUGACAUUGUUUUGUCGGAAGGAACAGUGCGCUCAGUUUUAAGAAAUCUUGAUAACAACAAAGCGCAUGGUCCGGAUGAAAUCCCAGCAAGAUUACUUACCGAAACUGCAUACCAAAUCGCUCCAUCUCUAUGCCUUCUGUUUAACAAGUCCUUAAAAAGUGGAAUAGUACCUCGAGAAUGGAGACUUGCCAAUGUUGUACCCAUCCACAAAAAGGGGGAUAAAGAUCAUGUAGAAAACUGUCGGCCAAUUUUUCUUCUCUCACUUGUCUCCAAAGUCUUAGAGCGUUGCGUGUUCAUUUGUAUCAAAGAACAUGCUUUCAGUCAAAUAAAUUCUUGCCAACAUGGCUUCAUUUCAGGAAAAUCGUGCAUGACACAACUAAUUGAAGUUUUAGAUAUCAUCGGCAGCCAAUUAGAUCUCGGAAAGCAGAUUGAUGUGAUCUACCUGGAUAUGUCAAAAGCAUUUGAUAGGUUAGUCACGUACGUCUUCUACAUCGUCUCAGAGAAUUUGGAUUCGGAGGAAAUCUCUUAAUGUGGUUUAAUUCUUACUUGAAAAAUCGCCAACAACAAACUACUGUUCUCGGUGCAACAUCGACAGCACUACCAGUGACAUCCGGAGUACCACAAGGUUUCAUUCUUGGCCCGCUACUUUUCCUCUUAUAUACCAAUGAUCUAUCCUCUUCCAUCGUGAAUUCGAACGUAGCAGCUUUCGCUGAUGACACUAAGAUUUUUAAAGUGAUUAACUCCAGGACCGAUGCAAUGUUAUUACAAAAUGAUCUUCUCAACUUUAAUUCCUCCUCAUCCAAUGCUGGUCUGCAUCUUAACACAUCAAAAUGUAAAACCCUCCAGGUCACCAGGAAACACAACAAAAUAGAUUUCCCUUAUCAACUACAAGAUACCAUACUAGAAAAGACUGAUUGCGAGCUCGAUUUAGGUGUAUGGACGAAUUAUGAUCUCACUUUGUCAAAGCAAUUUACACAACAAAGUAACAAAGCUAAUAAAAUGCUUCGCGAGUUUGCAAUUUGACGAACACUAUACUUUUCUCUGGUUCGCAAACACUUAGGAUAUGCCACCCAAGUAUGGGCGCCCCAAACAGUUGAGUUGGUGAAAAGAGUAGAACGAGUUCAGAGGCGUGCAACUAAAUAUAUUUUAAAUGUUUCCUUUAUUUGUGAUACAGAAUAUAGAGACCGACUCCUUGCAACCAGUUUGCUCCCUCUCAGCUACUGGCACGAAUACCUGGAUGUAGUAUUCUUCUAUAAGGCAAAUCACGACAUUUUUAAUAUUGAUAAAAAAUUCUUCCAUUUCCUCAACCUCAGGGUCAAAGACAAACAAGAUCAUUUAAUCCCAACUCGCACAAAUAUAAAAUUCCGACAUACAAGACGUCAACCUAUGAAAAAUCUUACAAAAUCCCAACAUCAAGAAUAUGGAACACACUACCCAAUUAUAUUACAUCCAAAGACCUAACAUUUUCAGAAUUCAAGAAUCUUCUUUUUAAGUACUAUAUUUUAGCAUUAGAAAAUACAUACGAUGUUGAGGAUCCCCGGACAUGGAAAAGUGUGUGUAUAAAAUGUAAUUUCGCUUGAAGUUUAAUGAACUCUCCAUUGACAUGCUGCUUUUAGACAAAUGUAAUGACUGUUGUUGAAGUAUUGUCUGUUGUGUGUGUUUAGUAUACCUUGUAAAUUGUUUCUGUAUAACUAUUGGGGCCGCUGUAAUUGGCAAUAGCUGUUGUGGUUUCCCAGCCAAUGAAUGUAUAAGUAUGAUGGCAAAGUAAAUAAAUAAAUAUUAAUACGUUACUAUUAAUAAUAUACCUAUAAUUAUUCAGUAUUUUGUUCAAUAUCCCUUUGUCUUUGACAAAAUCAUUUUAUUUAUUCGCUUAAUUGCCCAUACUGUCAAUUGUUUUAUCAAUGAUGUCAAUAGGGAAUGUUCUCAAUACUUGAAGAACUCGAGUUUGUAACUGUUUGUAAGAUUCACUGGUGAUAUUCUCUGUUGCCGCCUGUGUAUUCAAUUUUAAGUGUUUCUGCAUCAAGGGGCAAGGGAUGCCAUAGCGACCUUGCUUGUCUGGCAUGGGCAAUAGAACUUAUGCAUAAUGAUGUCGCAAUGCUUGAUGCCCUCGAGGAAUGCUGGUCUUUGUAGUUAUCGCCGGCAAAAUUAAACAAUUCAAAACGGCCACUAUCAAAAUUUUCCCCCGCCGAUGACUACUAAGACCACCAUUCCUCGUGGGCAUCAAGCCUUGCGCAUUAUGCAUAAGGUCUAUUAUCUAUUACUAAACAUAUAACCGUCUACCGCCGUGUUUAGUUUCAGAAAGAACAGUUAUCUAAUACGCACAAGUGGUACAAUAUUUAUUGAUAAAUUAUAGAUUUUUAUGUAUGUUUAAUUUUGCAGCAUUUGGUAGUUUUAACAAAAAAAUGUUCGCAUAGCGCCACUGAUGUUACGAUCACAUAUUUUCAGACAAUCAUGGCCAAAUGUUGUGGAACGUAAAGUGCGAUAUCGUGUUUUUACCCUUAUUUGAAUAAAAAAACACUUCCCCCCCAGUCAAUGUUGUUUGGGAUUGUUUUCUGCUCGGAUUAAGCAUCACACAAUCUGAUUUACUAGGAUCAACAUUGGAAAGGGAGGCCGGGGGUGUUCCUUUUUCGUUAAAUCUGUGACAAUAUUAUAACUCGCGCACCUUUACCUUUUAAUUAGCUUGCGUUCCACAAACAUUUGGCCAUGAUUGUAGGUGUGCUUAUGAAGAGAUCUAGCAAGAGCGAUAUUCCAGGCAAUUUGUGAAUCAACCGAAGAUGACAAUCUGCGUCCCACAGCGAUCAAGCCCCUUUGUGGCACAAGGUGGUCAUGCAGACUAGCAGCCAUACAGUCAGCAUUCGAUCAGUACCCUGCUAUUCUCCAAUAUUUGGAAGAAAUGGUACGUGGUGAAACGGACACUGAAACCAAAGCAAACGGUCAACUUGAUCGGUUUCAGAAGGGGAAAGUCUUUCUCGGACUGAAGAUGGCAGCUAAGCCAGUCGCGAUCCUGGAACAGUUGAAUAGCGCACUUCAAGCAAAGACAGAAAAUGUCUCUGGGAUGGUAGAAGCUAUUAAGACAUCAUCAACACAUAUUAGCGCUCAGAACACAGAUGAAGCAUUCCAUGAAUAUUUCUCUGCUGCUGAAGAAAAAUGUGAAGACAACCAACUGGAUCCACUGGAAGUGCCUCGGAUACGAGGGGACCAAGCCAAUUCACAGGUGAAGCAGCUGAGUAUCGGCUAG